Folsomia candida is the source of this 1189-nucleotide messenger RNA. RefSeq names its product cathepsin L1. The transcript has 7 exons. Bases 41 to 1090 code for a protein of 349 amino acids. NCBI's taxonomy places the organism in Eukaryota, Metazoa, Arthropoda, Collembola, Entomobryomorpha, Isotomidae. The record is from RefSeq and is a predicted model, not a curated record. Gene Ontology annotation, molecular function: cysteine-type endopeptidase activity. Gene Ontology annotation, cellular component: lysosome.
CAUUUUUUCUCCUCUACGGUUUACUCUCUAACACGAUAAGAUGCAGACCGUGACUGUCCUCUUGGUCGUCGCCGUGGCGGUGGCUCAGGCCCAGGUCAUCCCACCCAGGAACAACCCCAUCGCUGACUUUGUGAAUAACCUAGUCACCAAGAGCUUCUCCGAAUUCAAAGCCAUGAAUCCCAGAGAACGACUCAACCACGUCCGGACCAAAUGCGCUGACUAUCCACGCAUUUCCGCUCGCGAUGAUGCCACCAUCAGUGCCAAUCUGGAGGAGAACAUGAAAACUGAGCCAGAAGUCGGCAAAGGAUUCCAAAUGGGUUUCAACUGCCUGUCUGCGCUGUCCAGAGAAGAUAUCAUCUCCACUCUUAAGACCAGUCCUCCAUCCGAGGCUAUCAACCGACGUCCAAUCCCCGAAAGGAAGAGGCGUCAAACCACAACACCACCCGCAUCAAUGGACUGGAGAACCAAGGGCUAUGUGACACCUGUUCAAAAUCAAGGACAAUGCGGCUCUUGCUGGACCUUCAGUGCCAACGGAGCUAUGGAGGGCGCCGUCUUUAAGAAAACCGGAAAACUCCCAAAUUUCAGCGAACAAAAUUUAGUCGACUGUGUCAAUGCGAGCUCUGGAUGUAAUGGCGGAUGGAUGACGGAUGCGUAUGAUUACUCGAUCAAGAACCCCGGAGUGGCCAACGACACUGCUUAUCCCUAUGUCGCUAAGCAGAACACAGCUUGUAAGUAUGUCGCCACCACGAAUGCAGGAAAGGUUGCUAGCUAUGCGUACACCAAGCAAGAUGACGAGGCUGACCUUAAGGCCAAGUUGGCCACCAUCGGGCCAAUAGCCGUGGCAAUCGACGCCUCCAACAUUCAAAACUAUGUGAGUGGAAUCUUCUCCUGUGCCAACUUUACAGCUGUCAACCACGGCGUCCUGGCUGUCGGUUAUGGCACCGAUUCUGCCACGAACACCGAUUAUUACAUCAUCAAGAACAGUUGGGGAUCUGGCUGGGGAGAGAAUGGUUACAUUCGAAUUGUGCGAAACAAAGGAAGCUCCCUCUCUUGCGGAAUUCCAACUUAUGCCAACUAUCCGGUUGCAUAAUAAGGCCAUUUAAUACCCUCCUGUUAUCAAUUAUGUAGAACUAAUCACUUUGACGGUCGUCAAUAAAUCAGAAUAUUAGCCUGAGCAAACUAACAUGAA